This is a messenger RNA of Protopolystoma xenopodis, 993 nucleotides long. NCBI's taxonomy places the organism in Eukaryota, Metazoa, Platyhelminthes, Monogenea, Polystomatidea, Polystomatidae. The record is from the annotation of a GenBank genome assembly.
UCCAUUGAUGACAUCCGAUUGCAGCCGAACCUCCUACUCCACCAAGGCACUGAAUUCCACUCUACUGACCGGAGCAUGCGUACUGGUGCCAAAGUGCGCUCCCAGUCAGUAUCAGCUGCACCCCUUCCCCCACCAUUGCCCAUGCAGACGGCCCUUAACUUUCGUCAUGAGGCCUCGUUGUCUCCAAGUCGGGUUAGGUCUGCUGCUUCUGGUGCUUCGGAACAUCAGACUUCAUUUGGCCUUAGGCUGGGCGCAGUCGCCUCACGACGCCUUAGCAAGUUCACAUCGACUCACACUCCUGCCUCAAGUGGUACCGAUUCCUCUCCUACUGCCAGCGUCGCCGGGGAUAGCUGUGGUGCUGGCGGUGGUGGCUUUUUUAGUCUGACCGCGGCUGCUUUGGCUGCUGGGGUGGGCAAUCAAGUUCGUGCCAUCCUAACUGCUGCAACUUCUGGCUCCGGUAGUACAGCGUCUGAUGCCACAGAUAUAUCCUCUUAUUACCAGCCAGUGAUGCUCCAGUCUGACCACAUAGUUGGCCAGGUUGAACAGUUGCAUUGCCACUAUUCCCAUGACACUCAACGAAGUAAUCAGCAACCUCAAGUGCAGAAUCAGCAGCAACAACCUAGGGGGCAUCAAAGGUAUCAACAGGCGCCUGGUUCUCGUCUUCUUUGUCCUAAUUCUCAAUCAUUCACCCAUUCUUCUGCCGGUCAUCAAGUCAACUCCAGCGCCGCUGCAACUUCUCCUGUUUCCUCUUCUUCCCCCGCUUCGAUGAUUUCGACGGGUAGCAAUCCGUACUUAGUGGAUCUCACCCGUUUAUUCGGGCCUCAGGUAGUGCAGCAGUCCCUAGUUCGCGACAUCCGGGCUGUGCAGGCACUACAAAGCAUUGUGAAAACAGAUGUAGGUUGCGCCAGAGCCUUUGUACGUCUGGCCCUAGAGAAGAAGCUUUUGUCAGGCCAUUUGAGGACUCUUCUAUCAGACGAAAAGCUACUAGAGUAA